AUGGAUUCCUUGCGAGUCAGCCCACAAGUUCAUGAAGUUGCAGCACAUCAGUUAAAGGCGAAGCAAAAAUCAUACAUUUUUCGCCCCCGGAAUUCCUCCACCAUGACGAACUGGGAGGGUGUCCAUACCCUUGUUGAAAACACCCCUCAUUCUUGGCCGCCAGUCAUGAAGGACGCUCUCCAGGCGGAGAUUAUCGGUACAGAUUGGUCUGUAUAUGUAUUACAGCAGAUCACCCAGUCUGGAGUCUGGCUGAAGAUCAUCGGAAUGCCUGCAUCUCGGUCGGGCCUCAUCGAUCGAGUGGUGGCCGUCAGCUCCAAAAGAAUGCUCUCAUGA
This is a messenger RNA of Puccinia graminis f. sp. tritici CRL 75-36-700-3, 333 nucleotides long. RefSeq lists its product as uncharacterized. NCBI's taxonomy places the organism in Eukaryota, Fungi, Basidiomycota, Pucciniomycetes, Pucciniales, Pucciniaceae. Bases 1 to 333 code for a protein of 110 amino acids. The record is from RefSeq and is a predicted model, not a curated record. The transcript has a single exon.